Aspergillus aculeatus ATCC 16872 is the source of this 3897-nucleotide messenger RNA. RefSeq names its product sexual development activator VeA (gene veA). NCBI's taxonomy places the organism in Eukaryota, Fungi, Ascomycota, Eurotiomycetes, Eurotiales, Aspergillaceae. Bases 1 to 3897 code for a protein of 1298 amino acids. The record is from RefSeq and is a predicted model, not a curated record. The transcript is spliced from 3 exons.
AUGGCUUCCAGACCUCCUCUAUCGCCCCCGGUAAACGAGACGGAGCACUCCGUCAGCCGGAUCACUCGUGAGGGGAAGAAGCUUACAUACAAGCUUACUGUGAUGCAACAACCGGAGCGGGCAAGAGCAUGCGGUGCAGGCGCCAAAUGUACGUAUCUGAGUCCGCUUCAUAUGAAUUGUUUGCUUGUGAAGAGACUGACAAAAUUGUCUCCGAUAGCUUCUGCCGACCGUCACAACGCACGUCCAAUGGCACAGGGAAGACUUGCUCCAACUCCAACAUUCCCCGUCCUCACAGGCGUGCCCGUGGCAGGAGUGGCAUAUCUUGACCGCCCGUUUCCGGCGGGAUUUUUCAUCUUUCCGGAUUUAUCGGUGCGUCACGAAGGGCUUUACCGACUGAGCUUCCAUCUUUACGAGGAGACCAAGGAAAGCAAGGACGUGGACGAGGGAGCGCCGAUCCCGUCGCCAAUGCUCAAGACGAACCCAUCAAAGCCGAUGACACCAAAGUCGUUCCUCGAAUUUCGCCUCGAGGUUGUGUCAGUCCCAUUCACGGUCUUCAGCGCGAAGAAGUUCCCGGGUCUGACACAAAGCACACAUCUGAGUCGGAUCAUUGCGGAGCAGGGCUGCCGUGUCCGUAUUCGGCGCGAUGUCCGUAUGAGACGUCGCGGAGACAAGGGAUCUGAUGACUAUGAUUAUGACGAGGAUAGGAUGAUGAGCAGCCGGCGUGAUCGCUAUUCUACCCCCGACACUUAUCCGACUCCAGCCGAGCGGCCACGGUCGACGAGCAUUGGCACCGUUGAUCAAGGUUAUGGCCCUGAGGCCUCACGCCGUCCGUCUGCGGCAGAAUAUGGCUUCCAGAACCCGCGACUCUACCAGCAUCCUAUUGCUCAUGCCCCAGCUCCGACUACAGCAUCCACUCCCUCACCCGUUACUCCGGCUGCAUUUGCAACGCAGAAUUCUACGUAUCAAUCGCACCUCUCCUUCGGAUCGACGCAAGCUCAGUAUUCCGCACCUCAGAUACCAAGAAAUCCUUCGUCUGGGUCAAUGCCAGUCACUGCCUACUCACCUCAUCCGACGCACUCGCAUUCUAGAAACCCAUCAACCAGCACCGAGCAUGAGAAAGAUGCGCACCGAAUCUACUUACCACCUAUUCGGUUGGACCCAUCACAUCCAGCGCCGUCACCCACUGAAUCACGUUCAUCCGAUCCUCCCAUGUAUCCAGUAGUCGCUCAGCACACGCCAGCUCACCCCUCACGCAGCGGCAACAUUCUUCCGCCGAUCAGUGCGAUCUCGGGCGAGAUCCCCAUCAAUAUGCCUCGGCCGCAGAACAACACUGCUUCCAGCCCUGUUCAUGAAAUAGCCCAGAACAAACGGCUAUUGUGGGACACCAACUCUGGACCGACAUUCUCCAAGCGAACGCACGAAGAAUCCUUCGGCCAUGCAGAGCGCCCACUGCACAACGGCAUGCGCCCCGAUCGAGAGCCCACUCCUCCAUUGGAGCGACGGCUUUCCGAUGCCCGACGUGAGGCAUCGUACAGCCUGUCCCGGGACGAAUUGGCAUACAAGCGAGCCAACGGCAGGAUGGCCUCGAUCGAUGACCGUACGGAGGGGAAGGGUGUUGACGCGCUCGAGACCGAUCGUCAGCUCGAACUAUCGCUUCAGUCCAUGUGCGCCGACCCCCACGUGGUCCACCAACAUAAAAGCCCCCGUCGCAAACAUGCGCGCACCAUUGGUGACUCUACCGCCGAUGAAUCCGAAUCCGAGUCGGACGAUUCCGGUCGAUUUGACGAUGCCGAAGAGUCGAACUAUCCCUCCCGCGCGCAGAGUAGAUCCCCGUCCGUUCAUUCGGCAAAGCGACGGCGGUCGAAUGAGUGGCCUUUACAGUUGGAGAACGGCGGGGAACCUUUGAUACCACAAGAUAAUGAUGAUCAACAACAUCCUGUUCAAAGGGCUGCGGGUAGCAGCAACAAGACGGGCGGGCACCGGAAGCCGUUCCAGACUGCAGUGGGUAAGAUCUCUCCACGGACCUCAAUGGGAUCCGGCCGGUUCGGUCGCCAGACUGGUGCGUCCGGUCGGGGCCGACGAUCGCGGUUCGUCGAGGGAACAAUGAGCGAUAGCGUGAGCGAGAAGCCACCAAGUAUCUUCCUGCGCGAUGAUGCACGCCACGCGGGAAAUGGUACGGGCCAGCAACGGGGCUCGGGUAUAUUCCGGUUUGGAAAGGCGAUUGCCUCCGCCUUCAAUCCCUUCGGCGCUUGGGGGUGGAAAAACAAUGCUGAGGCCAACAAACAGUCGGACGAUCCGCUUGCUCAGGCAGAGCGGGCCUACGCGGAGCUUAAGCGCUCCGGAUACAAGGGUACAGUCAAGGGCAGCUAUAUACGGAGCUUGGAUGGGGAGUCUGGAGUUCCUCCCAAGUCCUGGAACCCCAUCCCAGAGCCAGCGACUUACCGGCCCAUGGCGCAUCAUUCGAGACAGAACUCGGGAGAAGGGAACGAGUCUGGAGGGUCUAUUCGAUCCUCGUUCCAGGAGCUGCGCAAGGCCAAGUCAUCCUUGGGCAUUCCAUACAUUAAGCGCUUGGACUCGAACAAGCUUUCAUCCGAGGAACAGCCGGAGGGCGCGGAAGUGCGACGACAGAAAUCGCGUAAAGAGCUUCAGCGACAGGCCAAGCUGAUGAAGCGCGUGAGCGACCUGGAGCUCAAGUUACAACGGGCGCGUCGGGAACUGCACGACUUGGUUGGCGGCGAGGAAGAAGAAGUGCAGGCACCGACUCCCCUUCUCGACAAACCAUACUCUCGCAAAUUUGUCCCCGGUGCACUUCCCUCGCUUCCAUCGGAGCGGUUGUUGCACAGUAAUAGCCAACCGACUUCCCCUCGAGCCGUGUCGACACCUUUACUCUCCCUGGCGGAGAACAUUUACCAGAAUGAGGCUGGCAAAUCGCAGCAGAAAAUCACGCCAAGCAAGCUUAUAACCGGUACGCAGCAGCAACAGGAUGGUAUGACACCACGAACACCUAAGGAUCCCCAGCCCCAAUCGUCUUUGACCGCAGACAGUCCCACACUCAAACGCAAGUCGCCCGACCCUGCAUCUCUAAAAAAGAUCCAGCCUGAAUCAACGCAACAUACAGACAGCCGCCACUGUUACGGAACAGCCAGUACAUCCACUCCUCGUAAGCCUAAACUGCCGAAGAUGGGCCCCGGCGACAGCCCCGGCUCCGUCGAGCGAAAGCAUUCUGCCUCCGGUCGUUCCCCGAAUACCCCCAGCGAAGAACGCGGCCGCAGACGCUCCACCCCCCUCCGAUCAUCACCCAGCAACCCUCGCUCGCCUUCAGCAGUGGCGGCACGUAGACGCGCCUCAAAUUCCAGGAACCGUGCCCCCCAGCCUCAGCCUAGCCUGCGGAUGAAAAAGGGCCGCCCAGAUCUGCGAUCAGCCAAUGCGGGCGAGAGCUUAAUGCUGCCUAAUCCGGGUGAGGCGGAUGACCACGACAAGGAAAAUCAGCAGGCGCAGCUGCAGCUGUACAGCAGCAGCGUCGCGCUGGUGAAGGCAGAUCAGUUCAAGGAGAUGUCCAUAACGACAACUCUGGCAUCCGGGGAGGUAAUGACCAGCCCCAGUCUCAGUUCGUCUCCGAGCAAGAAGAAGUCGGCUCGCUACGAGUACAUCCCGCCUGUGCCACCGCUCCCGAAGAACCUGUCUGCCACAGCGGCGAAGGUAGACCGACGGCUAGCGAAGGAGAUGGGCAAGAAGCGGGAGGCGCGGGAUCGCGAAAAGGCGCAGGCACAGCCCCAACCCCAGCCUCAGCCCCAGCCCCAGUCGCCGUUGGGACAGAAGCUUGAGACUGUGGGAGCGGGCAAGCGGUCAGGCUCGGGCGGUGCGCACAGCUUCCAAUGGCCGGAGGAUUUUUUCUGA